This is a messenger RNA of Fulmarus glacialis (Northern fulmar), 1051 nucleotides long. It is a transcript of the gene PLD5, whose product is annotated as phospholipase D family, member 5. NCBI's taxonomy places the organism in Eukaryota, Metazoa, Chordata, Aves, Procellariiformes, Procellariidae. The transcript has 6 exons. The record is from RefSeq and is a predicted model, not a curated record. The coding region runs from base 1 to 966 and encodes 321 amino acids.
AUGGAAAGAAGUGAUCUUGGGAAAAAGAAGGGGGCCCGAAAAGAAGGUGGUGAAGUUCCUGGCUGGAGGAAAGAUCCUGAAAGCGGGAGAGAUCCUGGAGAUCAGGAAGCUAUGAAGGAACUUGGCAUCAUCGUAUACAACUGCAGCUGCCUGGUCCUGGAUUUACAAAGGAUAUUUGCCCUGUAUAGCUCAUUAAGAUACAAGAAUAAAAUACCUCCAAGUUGGUCUAAGAGACUAUAUGGAGUGUACGAUACUCAAAAUAAACUGACGCUGCAGCUGAACGAGACAAAAUCAGAAGCUUUUGUGUCGAAUUCACCUAAGCUCUUCUGCCCAAAGGACAGAGUCCUGGAUAUUGAAGCUAUAUACAGUGUUAUCGAUGACGCGAAACAGUUUGUAUACAUAGCUGUCAUGGACUACUUGCCCAUCGUCAUUGACACCAAUGCUAAACGGUACUGGCCGUAUUUAGAUGGGAAGAUAAGAGAAGCAUUAGUUUUACGAAGUAUUAAAGUACGACUUCUCAUAAGUUUCUCAAGAGACACAGAUCCCCUUACUUUUAACUUUGUUUCGUCUCUGAAGGCUAUUUGCACUGAAGUUCCAAGCUGUAGUUUGAAAGUUAAAUUCUUUGACCUUGAGGAAGAGAGUGCAUGCUUUCUUAAAGAACAGAAGAACACUUCCCUUCCCAAAUUAAAUCGUAACAAAUAUAUGGUGACUGAUGGAGCUGCAUACAUUGGUAAUUUUGAUUGGGUAGGAAAUGCUUUUACGCAGAAUGCUGGAGCUGGCCUUGUAAUCAACCAAGCAGACGCGGGGAACAGCACAAGCAUCAUUAAGCAACUCAAGGCGGUUUUUGAAAGGGACUGGUAUUCACAUUAUGCCAAAAGUUUACAACCAACAAAAAUCCCAAACUGCUUUAAUCACAAACUUAGUAAAGCAACAUCAAAUAAGACUGCCAUGAGCAAUGUGAAUUAGAAAGACUAUUUUACUGUUUAGUACGGCAAUGAAGAAUUACAUUGGGGUGUAGACCUCUUUCAUAUUUACAGACAAAAGACUUAAA